Messenger RNA from Aspergillus oryzae RIB40, 2346 nucleotides. Its product is annotated as kinesin family protein. The transcript has 3 exons. Bases 1 to 2346 code for a protein of 781 amino acids. The record is from RefSeq and is a predicted model, not a curated record. Gene Ontology annotation, molecular function: microtubule binding; microtubule motor activity; ATP binding. Gene Ontology annotation, biological process: microtubule-based movement. Lineage: Eukaryota; Fungi; Ascomycota; Eurotiomycetes; Eurotiales; Aspergillaceae.
AUGGCAAUUCCAAGUGACGCUUCGUCUAUCACCGUUGCAGUUAGAGUGAGGCCUUUCACAAUCAGGGAGGCGGCACAGAUCUCAAAAUGUGAAGACGGUCCUCUCUUCCUUGGAGAUGGCUCUUUGGCUGGAGCACCAACACCAAAGCUCAACCAGAAGGGAAUUCGAUCGAUUAUCAAGGUUAUCGAUGAUAGGUGCCUAGUCUUCGACCCUCCGGAAGACAGCCCGGUACAGAAGUUCUCGAAAAGUGUUGUCCCCAACGGCAAACGCGUUAAAGACCAGACUUUUGCCUUCGACCGUAUCUUUGACCAGAAUGCUUCCCAAGGAGAGGUGUAUGAAGCGACAACACGCACGCUUCUCGACAGCGUUCUUGAUGGUUACAACGCCACAGUCUUCGCAUAUGGUGCGACUGGAUGUGGAAAGACCCAUACAAUUACCGGAACGGCCCAGCAGCCUGGUAUAAUCUUUAUGACUAUGCAAGAGUUGUUUGAGCGUAUCGACGAAAGAUCGGGAGAGAAGGCGACAGAAAUUUCUCUCUCGUACCUAGAAAUCUACAACGAAACUAUCCGUGACCUCCUUGUCCCUGGUGGCAGCAAAGGAGGCUUGAUGCUGCGGGAAGACUCAAAUAAAUCGGUUUCAGUAUCUGGGCUGUCAAGCCACCAUCCCCAAAAUGUGCAGCAGGUGAUGGAUAUGAUCAUGAAGGGUAAUGAGUGUCGCACAAUGUCCCCAACAGAGGCCAACGCCACCUCUUCACGGUCACAUGCAGUUCUUCAAAUCAAUAUUGCCCAAAAGGAUCGCAACGCUGAUGUCAAUGAGCCUCACACAAUGGCAACACUGAGCAUCAUUGAUCUUGCUGGUAGUGAGCGUGCAAGUGCAACGAAGAACAGAGGCGAGAGAUUGUUCGAAGGUGCGAAUAUUAACAAAUCGCUCCUCGCGUUAGGUAGCUGCAUUAACGCUCUCUGUGACCCCCGAAAACGGAAUCAUGUUCCAUACAGAAAUUCGAAGCUCACUCGGCUCUUGAAGUUCUCAUUGGGCGGCAAUUGCAAGACAGUAAUGAUUGUCUGUGUUAGCCCCUCCAGCCAGCAUUUCGACGAGACCCAAAACACCUUGCGUUAUGCCAACAGAGCGAAGAAUAUCCAAACCAAGGUUACGAGGAAUGUGUUCAAUGUCAACCGUCACGUGAAGGACUUCCUGGUGAAGAUCGACGAACAAAUGAAUCUAAUUAACGAACUUAAAGCUCAACAGAAAGACUACGAGAGAAUCGCUUUUGCGAAGUUUAAGAAGCAAACGGAAAAGAAAGACGCAGUUGUCCGCGAAGGAAUCUCUCGUAUCCGAAAUGCUUAUGAGCACUCACUGCCUGAGAGGCAGGAAAGGACUGCAAACAUGCUCAAGUCAAGACAGAUUAGCCGCAGGAUCGGUAUACUGUCUUCGUGGAUUGCUGCUUUUGACAGCGUAUGUGCGAAUUCCGAGAAUGAGGUGCCCUUAGCGAAUCUUCAAGCCAUUCGCAAAACGGCACAAGGUGUUCUCCUUGAGUUGGAGAGUAGUAGGCAGCAUUACCACCAACGGCUGGCUAGGAGCACUUGGGACAGAGGCAUUAACUCGGCCGUUGAGCACGCCGUUCGUCAACUCCACGACUUUGGAAUCAACGAUAACGGUGACCUUGCCAACCUUCAUCGCGAAGCAGAGCUCCUGAAAUCAAACACAGAGCGUGAUGCUUUUUCGGCGGUAGCGGAACAGGAGAAGGCAGGGGAAGCGGAAACCGUACAGCUACUGCUUCAGGCUCAAUUCGAGGCCAUAUCUGCAAUUGAGGAUAUCAUGCAAAUGAGCGAAGAGGAAGCUGUUGAGGCGGGCAAGAGUAUUCUUUCUAAGAUGCUUGACUCCUGCUCUACUGCAACAUCUAGUCUUGUGAAACCAGAUGGCAGCUUACCGGCAGCUCAGCCAUUCAGCCCUUCCAAAGCCAUGUCCCCCAAGCCGAAGAAGAGAGUGAGUCUUGCAGCACUACCUGCUGGCAAGACUCUCGCUGCACCUAUCAGCUUGGCAUCGACAGCACCUGCCUCGCCCGGCAAGGGAUCGCCCCGACGCCGUAGGUUGGGGGGUGGCCGGAAGAGCGUCACAUUCUCACCCAAGAAGCCUCAGGCCAAGUCAACAAAACGAAGCGUACGUUGGAAGGAUGACGAGCAAGACGGUUCUUUGGCUGAGUUUCAGAAGACACCACAAAAGCCGCGGGCACAACUUUUCCCCGAAGGCCCCCAAGGCAGUCCCACUACACCAGCAGUCCCGCAUCGGACAACAAGGAAAGCUGGAAGGCAAACAAAGACGACGCCAUCCGGAUCAGUUCGGCGAUGA